Rana temporaria (common frog) is the source of this 840-nucleotide messenger RNA. Its product is annotated as ecto-ADP-ribosyltransferase 5-like. NCBI's taxonomy places the organism in Eukaryota, Metazoa, Chordata, Amphibia, Anura, Ranidae. The transcript is spliced from 2 exons. The coding region runs from base 16 to 837 and encodes 273 amino acids. Gene Ontology annotation, molecular function: NAD+-protein-arginine ADP-ribosyltransferase activity; NAD+ poly-ADP-ribosyltransferase activity. The record is from RefSeq and is a predicted model, not a curated record.
GUUGCACCAACCAGGAUGAGUCGUCUCGGGAGGAUUCUGACCAUCUUCUGCCUGUUCAUCCUGAAGGUGAAGGCCGAGAGGGAAGAAGUCCUUGAAGAGUUGGGCCUUGCCAAAAAUGCUUUCGAUGACCAAUACUUGGGCUGCCGCCAAGCCACGGAGGACCGGAUUAAAACACAAGACAUUUUCAAGGCUGAAAUGGCCAACAAGAAUUUCCGGAGAGCCUGGAAGGAAGCGGAGAAGAUAUGGGAUCAGAAAAGGAAGGAUUCGGUUGACCUUGAUGAUCUCCCGGAAGGUUUCGGUGACCUCCAUGCGGUCGCCGUGGUGGCCUACACGGGUUUUAUUCGACAAAGGUUUAACGAGGCGGUGAAGUCCGCGGGGAAAUCGUACCGCGCUUACACGGAGGAGUUCCACUUUAAAUUCCUGCACUAUUAUCUGACGGUGGCUCUGCAGCUCUUAUACAAAGACUGCGAUGGGGAACGUCGUACUUCGUAUCAAGGCUAUGAAGAUCUCCUCUACUGGCUGCCCGGCGGAACCACCAGGGUCAAGUUUGGUCACUUUCUCCAUACGUCUUCCAGUCAGUCUGUGGCCUCCCAGGCGGGGAACGCCUCGUUCUUCACUGUGCUGGGCUGCUCUGGGGUCCCCGUAGACGGGUUCUCCGAGUAUCCGCAGGAAGAGGAGGUGGUGCUCCCAGGUUAUGAAGUUUUUUCCGUCGAGCAAACUCCGGGAGAAGCCAAUGAGUUCUAUCUGAACAGCACAGGAAGGCGGUGCAGUAACUUCAACUGCGCACUUGUUCAAGGUAGGUGUCUGUGCCUCCGCUACGUACAACCCCAUGUCUAGUAC